Molecule: messenger RNA, 743 nt
Organism: Glycine soja
Lineage: Eukaryota; Viridiplantae; Streptophyta; Magnoliopsida; Fabales; Fabaceae
Exons: 5
Coding region: 269-427 (52 amino acids)
Source: RefSeq, a predicted model, not a curated record
AUGCAAAACAAAUUAGAAAAAGCGAAUACUUACGUUGUAAAAAAACAAAAAAACAGAGAAAUUGUUACCAUUUGUGAUUUGUGAGUUCCUACGCAGUGUUCUCUUUCGUUGUUGUUGGUCGUGCUCGUCCUCCUUUCUCUCGGCGAUCCGAAGCGCAAAACCACCGCAAUCCCUACGAAUUUCGUGUCUCGAUCCCGAAUCUCAAGGUUUAAAGAUUGGUAAUAUGCUGCAGCAGGAAGUGAGCAGAGAAAUAUAGUUGCUGGAAGAGAUGAAUUGGAUUCAGCGCAAGAUCUACCUUUACAAUGUGACUUUUGGGCUGUAUAUGUUGGACUGGUGGGAGCGUUGUACCUUCAAUAUUGUGGUGAUUAUAUUAAUGUGUUUCGUUCUACGAUACGUUACUCAGUUCUUCAAGAGGUAUGUUUGGUAAGAAGCAAAACCAUUGUCACGGGAAGAAGCAAAUGUAGAUUGGUGUAGCUGAAUAGGGAAUAUCUUGAUAUAGCCUGACUUGGAAUUUCUUAAAGCUACCCAAAAAUUGAGCUUUUGAUGCCCCAACUAUACACCGUCAUGAAUCUUAUUUGAACAUUUAUUUUCAUAUAAGCUUGUAUGGGAUGCCAAUUAGCAUUCUUUACAUUGUAAUAAUUGUUGGGAAUGCUCAGUACUAAGCGUUUUGACUUUUUGAAUAGUGGAAAGUGUGAGCUCCACCGUAAUGCCAUCAAAGGUUUCUUGACUUUCUUCAUAAAAAA